Symbiodinium sp. CCMP2592 is the source of this 1854-nucleotide messenger RNA. NCBI's taxonomy places the organism in Eukaryota, Dinophyceae, Suessiales, Symbiodiniaceae. The record is from the annotation of a GenBank genome assembly.
AUGAAGACUUUCAGAGGAAAUCUCCAAGCUGUGGAAGCUGGAGAUGCCCUCUUGUCUUUGGAUGCUUUUUGCAAGAAGCAUCAUGUGCUCAUGAAGGAGAUUUUGGGCAUCACUACUCGGCCGACUGCAGCUGUCAUGCGUGAAUCAAUGAGCUUGGUGUGGCCAGGGGCACCAAGCUUGGAGCUGAAGACGUUUGCGAAUCAUCUUCACGAAGUUUACAAGACUCUCUUCACGAAGACUCGCAACAUGUCCACAGGAGGAAGGCUGGCCGACAGCAUUCAGGACAUGUGCUUCUUCAUCAAGGACUUGCUCGGUUUACCGGAGAGUAAGCAGGGGUCCAAGAGGGCAAGCUCAGGCUCUGCCCGGUCGCCCAAAGCCUCUCCGAAGAAGCAGACCAAGCAAAGGCUGGACUCGACAUGCCAAAAGGCAUCGACAAGGAAACUUGAGGUUCACGUCUCUGUGUCCUCUUCGGAUGCAGGUGCAACAGUUAAGAAGGAGCCGGCAGAAGCUGCAGAACCUGCAUCAAGCCAUACGAGAGAUGGGCCAAGGCCUCUGCCUACAGGCCAAAUCAGCAAGCUAUACCAGCAGGCUGCAUCGGCCGCCAGCUUUUUCCACACAGAUUUGUCAGUACCAACGGUGCUGCGAAUUGCAGGUGACAGCCGAGAGGCUGCCAAGAUGCACAAGGGGCCUUCUGGUUUUGCUGUGGCAGUGUGGUCCGAUGGGCAUCAGAUCGUGAGCGAGAUCCCGAACCUUCUGCUGGACAAAGCAGCUGCAGCCAAAGCAUCUCCUAAAGGAAAAGCAAAAGCAGCUAGCAAAAAGAAGCCAGCUGCAGUCAUCAAGAAGCCAGCCUGCCUUCCGCAGGAAGAUGGAGAAUCUCCAGCUGCAGGUGCAAAUGAUGCUGCAGCAGCCCAAGAUCUCGAAGCCCCUGCCGAAGCCGCUCUGGUUCCAGUCGAUGCUCCAGCUGCAGAUGAUGAUCAGGAUCCGAACUAUGGGGAUGUGGCGGUUCUCCCUGCAAAUGCGGUUCUUCGGAAGGAGUAUCGUGCAGCAAACAUGACCAUGGCCUUUCGCAUGAUUUGGCGAAACGAAAAGAACAAAGAGUGCAAGAGGCAGAUGUUCCAGCUGAAAGGCGGCUCCGCCACCACGAAGGAGCAAAUGCAUGCAACAGGAGAGGAAGCCCUACGAAAAGCUCGAGCUGGAGAGCGUUUGGCCCAGGUCGAGACCAUGGUGCUCGUGCCGCUCUACUGCGAGGACAAGGGCUCUGGAGUGCUUGUAGCUGUGUUUUUGGAUUUGGGCCGCCAUGGCGGCGGUGCAGCUGUGGAUUUGGAGGAGGAGGAGGAAUCCGAGGAGUCGGAGGUCCGGGUGGAAGACCCGGCAGUGCCCGUGCCGGCCGAGGACUGGAAGUAUCAUGCGAAGGGGAAGCAGCGGGAGAAGAGCUGGAUGGAGGUGCCAUCGGAGCCGAAGCCGCCCAUCCAGCCGAAGCCGCUGAAGCCGCCUAUCAGCAAGGGCAUCCCGAGGGCCUUUCAGGACAAGACGCCCAUCAAGGCCGAGAGCUUGGGGAAGGCUUUGAUCCCCAGGUAUCCGACAGUGUUUCAGCCACCGGUGCCGGCAAUCAACAUCAAUUUCUUUGGGAGCUCAGGUGCCUCCGAUGUCAUCGCCGGGUUGCUUGCGGCCAUUGGAGCCGGGAUGGCGCGGCAGGCGCCGAUGCCGCCGCCGGCGGCGGGCCCAGGGCCAAUUAUCGAGGAGGUUAAGCCGGAUGAGGAGGACGAGCCCGGCAUGGAUGUGGACGAUGAGGAGGAGGAUGGCAAGGGCGAUUCGGAGGAGGGCAAGAAUAAGAGAAAGAGGGAUGAGGAGUGA